Messenger RNA from Psylliodes chrysocephalus, 1618 nucleotides. The record is from the annotation of a GenBank genome assembly. Lineage: Eukaryota; Metazoa; Arthropoda; Insecta; Coleoptera; Chrysomelidae.
GCGUGUUAAAUUGUCACUAAUCGUACUAAACCGAACACUAAAAGGGUCGUUUGGAGUUAAAAGUGUUAAAGGAGUUAAAGGAACUUGGCAGACCGAACGCAAUGUUUGUUCAUCCAAAGAUAUGACAAUUGACAGUAUAGACAGACGACAGUUCAUUGAUGGUUACGAAUGUCAGUGUCAGUACAGUCAAAAUCAAAGUGCAGAAAGUGAAAAAUAAGAUUAAAUCGAAAUUCUUCGACUAAAAUAUUCCAUGUAGAUUAUUCCAACUCCGAAGUCAUGAUUAUUAUUUAGUUACAAUUAGAGACGACAAUGAAUUCGACAACUACAGAAACAAACUCGGAUACUGGGGGCCUGCAUUGCUCCAAAGAUGCCUUAACAAAUAUGUUCGGAUGGUUUUUACAAGUCCUUUUAGCCUCUUUGGCGUUUACGUGUCUAAUUGCCAAACGAUUUUGCGAGCCAAGAGGGGAAAGAAGAUCUUGGUUAAUUUGGUUUUAUGAUACAUCGAAACAGGGAAUGGGGGCAAUGGCAAUACAUUUAGCUAAUGUUUGGUUAGCUGGACAAUAUAAGGGUGAUCCUUGCACCUGGUAUUUGAUAAAUUUUUUAUUAGAUUCGUCUUUAGGUCUUUUGAUAAUUUUUAUUGGAAUAAGACUUAGUCAGUACUUAGCCAGGACAAAAGGUUGGGACAACAUUAAUUUUGGGGAAUAUGGUAAACCACCCUCAGCGAAUGCAUGGAUGACGCAGUGUUGCCUUUACGUCUGUCUUAUGAUCAUAGUGAAAGUAUCCAUAACGCUGUUCAUGCAAUUGGACUUUUGGGAUAAUGUCAAAGCUUUUAUCCUGUCUCCCAUACCUAAUCAGAAUGUCGAAGUGGCUUUCGUCAUGUUGAUCAUACCUUUCUUUAUAAAUAUGUUAAUGUUUUGGGUGACUGACAAUUUCCUUAUGUACAAAGAUCCGGCGAAAAGGAGAAGAUUGAGCAGUUCGAGCGACGGACUGUUGAGGAAGCUGCAUGUGAAAUAUCGAUCAUUGGCUAGGAAGAGACGGCGCGAUUCUGAAAGCGACGUCUUGUUAUCGGCCGAUGAUGAGCUUUUGGAUAGUGAGACGGUACCGAUAGCCAGGACCGUACACGCUUAGUAUUAUCUGAGGAUCAAAUAUUUAGUUUAACAUUCCAUGGAUUUAAUUGACAGUGCAUACCAAAUUAAGGGAUAGAUACUAAGGACCUUUUGUAGAAUUGUGAUAAUAUUUUUUAACAACUAUUAAUUGUACUAUUUUUAAAGAUAUUUAAAUCGAUUUUUUUUUGUAAAUAUUUCCAAAUUUUUAUAAUCUAUGAAAUAAAAUGAGAAAAAGAAUAAGAUUAAAAAGAAUCACAAUUCUACAAGAGUUUUUGUAUUAUACAUAAUUUCUUAUUUCACGAAAAUAGACUUCUAUUAAAAUUAAUUAAACUGUAAUUUUUACAGUCUCUUCAUUUUUCAAACCAUUAGGUAUUUUUGCAUUUUAAAACCAUCAAAGACACAUCAGCAUAUAAAAAGAAAUCAACGUUUGGAAAAUAUAUUUCAACAUUAUUUGGAGUAUAAAAAGAUGUCUAUUCACUCUUUGUAUCAUAAAAAUUAAAAAAUUAAUAAUC